Molecule: messenger RNA, 2925 nt
Organism: Podarcis raffonei (Aeolian wall lizard)
Lineage: Eukaryota; Metazoa; Chordata; Lepidosauria; Squamata; Lacertidae
Exons: 2
Source: RefSeq, a predicted model, not a curated record
UUCUCAGAGCUGGAGAACAUGCUUCGUGACCGCCUCGUCGGUGGCCUGAAGGAUGAGAAGCUGCAACGACGCCUCUACGCUAAGAAGGACCUAACGUUCCAGGUCGCUCUGGAGGAGGCCCUGGCAACGGAAGCUGCCGAGAGGUCGACACAAGAGGCACGGCCGAGCCAGCUGUCCCAACCGAGGGUCCACCACGAAGACCUCACCGACGACUCAGGAUCCGACAGGGAGGAGGUGCACCGAGUACAGCAGCGCACUCAAGCAGCCCACAUACCACAGCUGCCUCGACGAGAAGGAGGGAACUGCGCAAGCUGUGGAGAAAGUCACGAGAGGAGGACCUGCCGUUUCCGCAACGCAGAGUGCAGGCAGUGCAGAAAAUUGGGACACAUCGUCCGGGUGUGUCGGGCUCGGCCCACCCGACGCCAGGCACCAGAUGACCAAUCCAAGAGCCCCAGGUCCCGGGGCCCAACGCACCAAGGCAACUCGACAGAGCUCACGGACUUCAAGGUAUACCAGUUGCCCCACCCCAACGUAGAGAAAAUUUAUGUUGACGUACAGAUAGAGGGGGCCCCAUGCCGCAUGGAGCUUGACACGGGUUCAACUCUAUCCAUAAUCUCGGCAAGGACCUUAAGGAAACUGUGUCCUACUGGGGGUCCCAAACUCAGGCCGGCCCCAUUCACCCUCCGGGACUUCCAAAAACGUAAGGUCCCCACAAUGGGGGUGGGGACCUUCAGGGUGCAAUACCGAGGGCGGACGCAGCAACUGGACUUGCUUGUGGUCAAGGGCCCCUACAUUAGCUUACUGGGAUUGGCAUGGUUUGGACCACUGGGGCUAGCCGUCACCGGGGUGAACCACACUAGCUUACAAGUGGACGUGGACGCCAUAUGCAAGGAAUUUCCGGGGGUUUUCGAUGGGAAAUUGGGACAGUAUACGGGCCCCCCCAUUGCUCUACAGCUUGACCCCGCAGUACGACCGGUCAGGCUCAAGGCCCGCCGGGUCCCGUUCGCCCUGAAACCCCGUAUAGACGAGGAAUUGGACCGGCUCGUGGAGCAAGGAGUGCUGGAGCCGGUGCCUAAUGCCCCCUGGGAAACCCCAAUCGUCACGCCCGUCAAGCCUAAUGGUUCAGUCCGCAUCUGCGCAGACUACAAAUGUACCAUAAACAAGGCCCUCACGGCCCAUGCAUACCCAGUGCCAGUGGUCAGCCAUGUUCUUGCCACCCUGGCUGGGUCGAAAAUUUUUGGCAAGCUGGACUUGGCCCAAGCAUAUCAACAGCUGCCAGUAGAUGAGGCCACAGCAGAGGCACAGACGAUUGUGACGCACAGAGGAGCAUUCAGGGUAAAGCGGCUGCAAUUCGGUGUCAGCGUGGCACCAGGCAUAUUCCAGAAUCUAAUGGACUCUCUACUUAAAGGGAUUCCUGGCGUCACCCCCUUCUUCGAUGAUGUGUUGAUUGCCGGGCCCACACCAGAGGAGUUUGAGGACCGCCUCCGCACCGUUCUGCACCGUUUCCAGACGGCGGGUCUCAAGGUGAAGCGGGAAAAAUGUCUACUAGGAGUGCCUCAGGUGGACUUUCUGGGAUUUAUGGUGGACGCAGAAGGAGUCCACCCAACUGGGGACAAGGUACGGGCCAUUUGUGAUGCCCCAGCGCCCAAGAACAAGACUGAACUUCAGGCCUUCUUGGGACUAUUGAACUUUUACCAUUCCUUCCUUCCCCACAAGGCAGCGGUAGCAGAGCCCCUACACAGACUCCUGGACAAGCGGGCCCCUUGGGUGUGGGGCCAGCGCCAGGAGGCCGCAUUCCAGGCAGUCAAGGACUUGCUUGUCUCAAACUCGGUCUUGGCACACUUCGACGAGAGGCUGCCGGUGGUGCUAGCAUGCGAUGCCUCGCCCUAUGGAAUUGGCGCUGUCCUGGGACACCAACUCCCGGAUGGAAGAGAGGUACCGGUGGCAUACUUUUCCCAGACACUCAACGCAACCGAGCGGAACUACUCGCAAAUCGACAAGGAGGGUCUGGCAAUCGUGAAGGGAGUAAAAAAAUUCCAUGAUUUCUUGUACGGGCGGCCCUUCACCGUGGUGACUGACCACAAGCCGUUGCUUGGCUUAUUUGCCCCUGAAAAGCAGACCCCCCAAGUGCUGUCUCCUCGCGUCCUCAGGUGGUCAAUUUUCCUUGCCAGCUACCAGUAUGCACUGAUUCACCGUCCGGGGAAGGCGAUGGGCCAUGCGGAUGCCCUCAGCAGGCUACCACUACCGGAAACAGGCCCCGACCCAGCACCUGCACAAGAGGUUAUGAGCCUGGAGCUGCUUCCCGACCGCCCCAUUCAGGCACAAGAAGUUGCACACCAUUCCAAGAAAGAUAGGGUCAUCUCCCGGGUCCUGGACUGGGUGUGGAGGGGAUGGCCCAGCAGCAGCCCCGGGCCAGAAUUCGCCGGCUACACAACCCGCAAACAUGAACUGUCGGCCCACAAGGGGUGCCUGUUAUGGGGAAGCAGGGUCGUUGUUCCCCAGCCCCUCCGCAAAAGGGUCCUCACAGCCCUACACGAGACACACCCAGGGGUAGUAAGAAUGAAGGCCCUUGCCAGGAGUUAUGUGUGGUGGCCGGGGAUCGACGGAGAGAUAGAGGACCCAGUGUACGCAAAGAAUUUUGGGGCAGGCCCAGCAUGGGUACCCGCCACAGUCACCAGGGUCACUGGCCCCGUGUCGUACGAGGUGCUAACAGAUGGGGGGCAAUGCUGGCGCCGCCACUGCGACCAGAUACGGCGACGAUUCCCGGGAGAAAACCAGGAGGAGGAAAGGUCAGAGGAGUCCCAAGGGAACAGAGGGGCAGUGAGGCCCAUAGAGCAGGAGGGGCCAGCAGGAGAGGCAGAAUCAGUAAAUACAGAGAGGACCUGCGAGGCCGAAAGGACACCGGAACCAGAACCACGACUGAGC